Suncus etruscus (white-toothed pygmy shrew) is the source of this 948-nucleotide messenger RNA. RefSeq names its product olfactory receptor 2W1-like. Gene Ontology annotation, cellular component: membrane. Lineage: Eukaryota; Metazoa; Chordata; Mammalia; Eulipotyphla; Soricidae. The transcript has a single exon. The coding region runs from base 1 to 948 and encodes 315 amino acids. Gene Ontology annotation, biological process: G protein-coupled receptor signaling pathway. Gene Ontology annotation, molecular function: G protein-coupled receptor activity; olfactory receptor activity. The record is from RefSeq and is a predicted model, not a curated record.
AUGGAAGUCAACAAUGAGAGUUAUGGGACAGACUUCAUCCUUCUGGGGUUUUCUGAUCAGCCUCAAUUAGAGCAAAUCAUCUCUGUGAUUGUCCUCAUCUCCUACCUGGUGACUCUGGUGGGAAAUUCAACCAUCAUCCUGGUGUCAUACCUGGACACCCAGCUCCACACUCCCAUGUAUUUCUUCCUUGCCAACCUGUCCCUCUUAGAUCUCUGUUAUACAACCAGCAUUGUCCCCCAGAUGCUGGCCAAUCUUUGGGGUCCCAAAAAGUCCAUUACAUAUGGUGGUUGUGUGCUCCAGUUCUUUUUUGCUCUGGACCUGGGAGCCACUGAAUGUCUCCUGCUGGCCGUGAUGGCCUAUGACCGCUAUGCUGCUGUCUGCCAACCUCUUCACUACACGGUCAUCAUGAACCCUCAGCUCUGCCACAGGAUGAUGCUGAUCACCUGGUUAGGUACUUUUGGGGGUGCCAUAAUUGUUUGUUUCUUGACUUUGAGGUUGCCAAGAUGUGGGCACCGAGAGGUGGAUAAUUUUUUCUGUGAGAUGCCAGCACUGAUCAAGAUGGCUUGUGCUUCUUCAAAAGUUGUUGAGACUGUUGUCUUUUCUCUUGGAGUGGUAUAUCUUCUAGUGCCAUUAUCACUCAUCCUCAUCUCCUACGGGGUGAUCACUCGAGCUGUGAUGAGGAUCAAGUCAGCAUCGCGAUGGAGAAAAAUCCUCAAUACCUGUGGCUCCCACCUGACCGUGGUGACCCUCUUUUAUGGAACAGUCAUUGCCAUGUAUAUGAAACCUCAAAGUAAUCGCGCAUCCCAAGAAGAGGGAAAGUUCCUCACUCUCUUCUAUACCAUCAUCACACCCAGCCUUAACCCUCUAAUCUACACAUUAAGAAACAAAGACGUGAAGAGUGCAGUAAAAAGACUAUUGUUUGUAAAGAAAUUUUCUAUACAGACAUGA